Messenger RNA from Prunus armeniaca (apricot), 600 nucleotides. NCBI's taxonomy places the organism in Eukaryota, Viridiplantae, Streptophyta, Magnoliopsida, Rosales, Rosaceae. The record is from the annotation of a GenBank genome assembly.
AUGCAUGGCAUCUCCCCGGAUGUCAUCUGUCACAAACUCAGCAUCUCCCCUUCUUUCAAACCGAUUCGACAGAAUAGACGGUCCUAUGAUACCGAACGGUAUGAAGCAAUGAAGAUCGAAGUCGACAAACUUCAAGCGAUCGGGUUCAUCCGUGAGGCAUGUCCAAAGGAUAGUUUCCCACUACCAAGAAUCGAUCAACUGGUGGAUGCCACAGCCGGCCACGAGCUCCUCAGCUUUAUGGACACCUAUUCGGGCUACAACAAGAUCUUCAUGCAUCCUGCCAAUCGCAAACAUGCGGCAUUUAUCACCGAUAGAGGUCUCUACUGCUACAACGUUAUGCCUUUCGGCUUGAAGAAUGCGGGGGCAACAUAUCAACGCCUAGUUAACAAAAUAUUUGCCGAACUCAUUAGCACUUCGAUGGAAGUCUACGUAGACGACAUGCUAGUCAAAAGCAGGACUGCCGACGAUCAUCUUCAGAAUCUCUCCCUCAUGUUCGGCACCCUAAAAAAGUACAACAUGCGCCCGAACCCAAGCAAGUGCGCAUUCGGCGUCUCUUCCGACAAAUUCCUGGGCCUCAUGACUGCGAGGCAUCGAAGCUAA